This is a messenger RNA of Candidula unifasciata, 264 nucleotides long. The record is from the annotation of a GenBank genome assembly. Lineage: Eukaryota; Metazoa; Mollusca; Gastropoda; Stylommatophora; Geomitridae.
GUAAUCACAAAAUUUAUGGCUCUUCACCUGCAGUCUACAGACAAAUCAGUCGAUGCCCGACCUCUAGCAUUUAGCAUAGAGAAAGUAGACUCCACAACUGACCAGUGGUCAGCUCUGGAGCAUUUCUCCAGAGACUGCAACAAAUAUUUUCCAAGCAUACCUAAGUUCCAGCCAUUCGAUAUCGACCCAGACUUCACCCGUGUACUCUGCACAGAAUACCCUCCUGUGGAUGAUGAUAGUCCCUAUGAUGAUUACUACAAUGAG